AUGUACUCACCGGAGGAGGCCAGGGCUCUGGAAAGGCGAAACUACCACAGCAUCCGUGAGAUGAUAUGGCUCUCCUAUACGGUGGGCUUUAACCUGAUGGAACCGCAUCCCUCUCGUCUGAGAAUAUGGACUGUGGUGCUUAGCCUGAGUAGUCUGGCUUCGCUUUAUGGUCACUGGCACAUGUUAUUAAAAUAUAUCAAUGAAAUUCCACGCAUUGUUGAGACUGCAGGCACUGCCCUACAGUUCCUUAGUUCGAUUUUUAAAAUGUGGUAUUAUCUCUUUACACAUCGCCGUAUAUACGAACUUUUGCGUAAAGCCCGCUGCCAUGAAUUACUACAAAAUUGUGAAAUCUUUACAGAGAUGUCAGAUCUGCCGGUGGUAAAAACCCUCCGACAGCAGGUGGAGACCACAAUGGAAAGGUAUUGGGCCAACACUCGUCGCAUACUCUUGAUAUUUCUUUACAGCUGUGCUACCCUUACUUCGACAUAUUUUCUAAGGUCCUUUUUAACAAGUCUAUAUCAGUACUUCUUUCUACCUGCAGGAAGCUUUGAUAUUGUUUUGCCUUUCGAGUCCCUUUAUCCCUCCUGGAAAGGCAAGGGAAUGACUUUUCCGUAUUUUCACAUCCAAAUGUAUAUAGAAACCUGUUCCCUUUAUAUCUGCGGAAUGGCUGCUGUAAGUUUUGAUGGAGUUUUCAUUGUCCUGUGCCUGCACAGCGUCGGCCUGAUAAGGUCUCUUAACCAAAUGAUUGGAUACUCCACAACUGAGUUGGUGCCAAGGGAAAGAAGGGUUCAGUAUCUAAGAUGUUGCAUUUAUCAAUACCAAAGAAUUCACAGUUUUGCAGCGGAAAUCAAUGCCUACUUCCGGCAAAUCACCUUCUCGCAGUUCUUGCUCAGUCUUUUUGUGUGGGGCCUGGCGCUGUUCCAGCUGAGCGUGGGAUUGAACAGCAGCUUUACGAUAAUCCUGAUGAGCAUGUACCUGCUGGCUGCUGGCUACCAGAUAGUUGUUUACUGCUACAAUGGCCAGCGAUUCGCGAAUGCUAGCUCCCAGAUUGGCAGGGCCUUCUACGAGUGCGAAUGGUACGGGGAGUCACGGGAGUUUCGCCAGCUUAUCGGCAUGAUGCUGAUGCGCACGAAUCGGGAUUUCAGGCUGGACGUGUCCUGGUUCAUGCAGAUGUCCCUGCCCACGCUAAUGGCGAUGGUCCGGACAAGUGGACAGUACUUCCUGCUGCUGCAGAAUGUCACCCAGAAAUAG
Messenger RNA from Drosophila kikkawai, 1251 nucleotides. RefSeq names its product Odorant receptor 63a (gene Or63a). Gene Ontology annotation, molecular function: odorant binding; olfactory receptor activity. NCBI's taxonomy places the organism in Eukaryota, Metazoa, Arthropoda, Insecta, Diptera, Drosophilidae. The record is from RefSeq and is a predicted model, not a curated record. Gene Ontology annotation, biological process: sensory perception of smell; detection of chemical stimulus involved in sensory perception of smell. Gene Ontology annotation, cellular component: plasma membrane.